Trametes versicolor FP-101664 SS1 is the source of this 402-nucleotide messenger RNA. RefSeq lists its product as uncharacterized. The transcript has a single exon. The record is from RefSeq and is a predicted model, not a curated record. Bases 1 to 402 code for a protein of 133 amino acids. NCBI's taxonomy places the organism in Eukaryota, Fungi, Basidiomycota, Agaricomycetes, Polyporales, Polyporaceae.
AUGCGUAACAUCAGCUUCUCAUCCAAUAGUCUUACAAAUGCAGCUCUCACCGAUAGCGCCACUGGGUCGCUCCUAUACGAGCUCACGACUCCCUACGGCUUCCGGCAGAACACCACACUGCUGGACGAUCAGAAGAAUGUGGUCGGCGUGUACAUGCCCAACGGACGAAACGACAAAGCCACGUACCAAGGGCAUACUACACGAGUGAACGACUGGCUUGUCAAGGACGUUCAAACGGGGUUCGUGGAUGCCACCGAGAUGCUGACCGUGCAACUGCUCACUAAUCUGUGGACAUCUAGUAGCAGGACGUUCGUGGCUCCAGAUGGAAGGACGUACAAGUGGGAUAUACUGAGCACGAUGGGCAUGAGAUGGCAGGUGCGCAUCUGCUCCCGGGCGAAGUGA